AUGGAUAAAUGUUCAGUGAGAGGAUUAGACUUGGCUGAACAGACUCCUGUUUUAUUAAAGAGUAAAGCCAUGGCAGCUAGCCUCAUGGAUGUUGGAAAUUCAUUUGGUGGCCCAACUAGUUCUUUAGUUAAUAGAUCUAGAAACUCAUCAGUGGAAGAUGAUGAUGAUGAUGAUGAUGAUGAUGAUGAUGAUGAUGAUGUUGUAUUUAUUGAAUCUAUACAACCUCCUUCAACUUCUGCUCCAACAGUAACUGAUCAAAGAAAUUUUAUAUUUGCUUCAUCAAGAAAUGAAAGUCUACAAGGAAAUUAUUCCAUAAUUCUUCCUUCCUCAAGAGAUUCAGCUUCUCAGAAGGGAAAUAUAAGUGAGACAAUUAUUAUCGAUGAUGAAGAGGACAUAGAAACAAAUGGACAAGACAAGAAAAAUUCUUCCAAUUAUAUUGAAUGGGGACUUCCUGGAACUAAAAAUAGAACCAAAGAUUUGGAUUUCUCCACUUCCAGUCUUUCAAGAAGUAAGACCAAGACUGCAGUAGGACCUUUUAAUCCUGGUAGAAUGAAUGUGGCAGGAGGUGAAUUUCAGAAUGGAGGAUUUACAACUCAUCAUAGUCCUGAUUCUUGGAUCUCCCAGUCAGCAUCAUUUCCCCGUAAUCAGAAACAGCCAGGGGUGGAUUCUUUAUCACCAGUGGCCUCCCUUCCUAAGCAGAUUUUCCAGUCUUCAGUCCAACAGCAACUUACUAAACCAGCUAAAAUCACUUGUGCACACUGCAAAAAACCUUUACAGAAGGGACAGACAGCUUAUCAACGAAAAGGAUCAGCUCACCUCUGUUGUUCUACCACCUGCCUUUCUUCCUUCUCUCAUAAGCGCACUCCAAAGAAACGCAAUGUAAUAUGUAAAAAAGAUGCACCUACAAAAAAAGCUACUACUGUUCAAGUUGAGUCAAACGAAUCCUCCCAAGAAUUUUGUCGUACAUCUUUGCCUCCCUGUGAAGACAACCAGAAUCUUAGAAAAAGAGUUAAUAAAUCAAGAUGUAUAAUCUGUAGUAAGCUAACAGAGAUUCGUCAUGAAGUCAGCGUUAAUAAUGUAGUACAUAAACUGUGCAGUAACCAGUGCUUUAAUAAGUACAGGUUAGCCAAUGGUCUAAUAAUGAAUUGCUGUGAACAGUGUGGAGAGUACUUGCCUAGUAAAAGUGCUGGAAACCAUGUCCUGAUGAUUGAAGGUCAGCAGACAAGAUUUUGCUGCCAAAGUUGUGUUAAUGAAUAUAAACAGAUGAUGGAAACAAAAUCAAAAAAUUUAUCAGCAUCAGAAAACAGAAAAAGGAAUGCUAUUAGAGAAGAAAAUGAAAGGAAAUUAUAUGGAUCAUUGAAUACUCUUUUAGAAAAAAAAGAGGGAAUACCAGAAAAAAAGGAAAAGACUUCAGAGCUACAGGUGUUGGCAGAAUGUGGGACAGAUGAUACAUCACUGAUCAAACAGGAUGUGAAUUUACCUUCUAUAACCAUAGCUGAUAAAUUUCAAGAGCAACUGGAAGAGAAAAAAUCAGAAGACUCCAUUAUAUCGGUUGUACUUUCUGCAGACCCAGGUACAUGGCCCCGUGUUUUAAAUAUUAAACAACGGGACAUUCUUGUUGAAAACGAUCCACCUCAAGUAAGAAAUUUUAACUUUCCAAAAGACAAUACAGGGAGGAAGUUUUCAGAAACUUAUUAUACACGAAUUCUUCCAAAUGGUGAUAAAACCACUAGAUCCUGGUUACUUUAUUCAACUUCAAAAGAUUCUGUGUUUUGUUUGUAUUGCAAACUCUUUGGGGAAGGAAAAAAUCAAUUGAAGAAUGAGAAUGGGUGCAAAGAUUGGCAGCAUUUAUCACAUAUUCUUAGCAAACACGAGGAAAGUGAAAUGCACAUUAACAAUAGUGUUAAGUAUUCAAAAUUAAAAUCUGAUUUGAAAAAAAAUAAAACUGUGGAAGCUGCAGUACAUGGAUUACAUAAGAAUGAGAAAAAUGAUGGUGUGCUCUUGUUGUACACAUAA
Messenger RNA from Puma concolor (puma), 2016 nucleotides. Lineage: Eukaryota; Metazoa; Chordata; Mammalia; Carnivora; Felidae. The record is from RefSeq and is a predicted model, not a curated record.